Messenger RNA from Physcomitrium patens, 3388 nucleotides. Its product is annotated as putative serine/threonine-protein kinase At1g01540. Gene Ontology annotation, biological process: protein phosphorylation. Gene Ontology annotation, molecular function: ATP binding; protein kinase activity. The record is from RefSeq and is a predicted model, not a curated record. NCBI's taxonomy places the organism in Eukaryota, Viridiplantae, Streptophyta, Bryopsida, Funariales, Funariaceae.
AGAGGAAGAUGGAGAAAAGAGGAGCCAGGGAGGGCUUGGCUGCCUCUUCUUGAGCCUGCACUCCCCCUCCCCCGUCCUCUCCCUUCUCUCAGCCUGACUGACUGACUGACACUCUCUCUCUCUCUCAAUGUGUUUCAGUGUGUCUCUCACCCACUUCUAUCACUGAUACUUGCUGCCCUGCCCUGCUCUGGCUGGCUUUGGCAGCCCCACACCCACUCCACCCCUGCUGUUUUCUCAACUCUCUCUCUCUCUCUCUCUCUCUUCUACUUUCGUCUGGAGCUUGCUUGCUUGCUUGCUCUUUCCUCUAUCACCAUUGAGGGAGGAGGGAGGUCCCACUUGGGUCGGGGUGUCUUCCCUUUUCCGCUUGUCCCGACGCUAAGCCCAAUCGGUCGCAAAGUGGGUUGUUGCUUGUGUCGCAAUGGAUGCGUAGAGAGUGAGUGGGGUCCAACUGCUAUCAUUCAAAUCACUGUCAACUCAUACACAUUGGGGUGGUGUUGGAGGUCUCUUCGCAAGGAACGUGAAUAAUGGAGUGUGGGGAUGUUGGGGAGUGUGGUGGUUUGUGAAAGUGGCGAUGCAGUGGGAGGGAGGUGGGAUGGGGCAUCGUGGGCUUGAGUUUCGUGAUUUGAUAGUGGGUGGCGAUGAUGUGGGUUUGGAGUAGAAGGGGAGAGAGCGAGAGAGAAAUAGUGAGUGAGUGGUAGAGAGGAGCCAGUGUGGGUUUGUAUCUCGAUCCGAGGGUGAACGGGAGUUUGGUCGUCGGAAGGGAUUGUUAGUGGGGCUGUGGACUGCAGCGUGACGGUUGGAGUUGGGUGGCACUGUUGCAACUGAUCUCUGGCGCAUGGGGAGACAGGGACACUAUAUUUCGGGAGCUUCCUGAGGGGAGCUGUUUUUUUGGGGGUCAACUCGUAUGAGGCAACAUUCAUCUGGAGAAAGAUGACCCUGGGUCGGCAUUGCACUGCGGGAGCGACACCGCUGGUGUCGAGGGCGAAACCUAGUCUGAGGUAGAUAAACAGGCACAGGACAAUACUUCUGUGAUUCCUGUGUUAGGUUGUGGAUGCUAAAAGGAAGGCUUUGCUGGCUACUACUACGUCGUCGUCAUUUCAACACUAGGACACUUCAUAGUUUCAGCUUCACGUCGUCUCUUUCGUCACUAGAUCUACGACUACCGACCAACUGUGAGGCGGUUAGUUACUUCUUGGUGCGACCUCCCGAACUCAGCAGGUGAUGACUCAUGACAUAGAUUUGGUCCCAGCAUACAGAAGAUCUAUGUACAGGUGAAAAGUCCUGGACUUUGGAUUCUGAGGGAUUGAACGGCGGGUGUUGAGAGGAGUGAAGAUGGCGUCAAAUACCGUGACAAGCGAGCUUUCGAAGAAGACCAACAUCUUCGGCUUGAAGCUGUGGACAGUAAUAGGAGUAUGUGUUGGUCUAGUAAUUAUUGCUACUCUCUUUCUACUGUGGCUAUGGCUGUUAUCGCGUCGUAGGCCAAAAAAGGACAAGCUCCCGUUGCAUCAGGUCUCAGAUGCAAGCUCCAAAGAAAUUAAGGAUGUUAAAAUAGACAGGGUUGGCAACACGUACCUCCCGCCGCCGGAUCCAGUUCUCCUUACGAUCAGCGAAAACUCGGGUGAGAAGGAUUCUAUGGAGAAGGGCGUGGUCCAUGUAGGAGAUACAAAAUCCUCCAGCUUCAAGAAUCCCAUUGUGUGGAAAGGGGAUAGAGAAAAGACGGGCUACGCAGGUGAAGUCAUCAUGCAAACGCAGGAUAACACUAUCGAGCGACAUGACAAGCCCAGCUCGCUCAAAUUUGAAGCGAACCAGGAGAGGGGCUCGUUUCUGAGUCUGUCAGGGGGCUCCGGCUCUACCCGGAGCCUCGACUCGCCUGUCUCUGCAGUCCCGGAGGUUUCCCAUUUAGGGUGGGGCCAUUGGUACACCUUGAGGGAGCUCGAAGCUGCCACAGAUAGCUUUGCCGAUUCUAAUGUUCUCGGCGAAGGUGGCUAUGGGAUUGUGUACAGAGGCCAGUUGCCCGAUUCCACCUUGAUCGCUGUCAAAAAUCUACUUAACAACAGAGGUCAAGCGGAGAAGGAGUUUAGAGUGGAAGUGGAAGCGAUCGGACGCGUUCGACACAAGAAUCUCGUGCGCUUGCUGGGGUACUGUGCGGAGGGUGCUCACAGGAUGCUUGUGUACGAGUACGUGGAUAAUGGAAACUUGGAGCAGUGGCUGCAUGGACCUCUGUCCCAAACAAAUACACUUCCAUGGGAAGCCCGCAUGCGGAUUGUCAUGGGUACUGCUAAAGGGUUGGCAUAUUUGCAUGAGGCUUUGGAGCCGAAGGUUGUGCACCGUGAUAUCAAAUCCAGCAACAUUCUUGUGGAUGCGCAAUGGAAUGCUAAGGUGUCUGAUUUUGGACUUGCCAAGCUUCUUGGCUCUGGCAAGAGCCAUGUCACCACGCGUGUCAUGGGAACUUUCGGGUAUGUAGCCCCCGAGUACGCGAACACGGGCCUGCUGAACGAGCGAAGUGAUGUGUACAGCUUUGGGGUGCUUCUCAUGGAGAUUAUCACCGGGCGAGAUCCUGUGGACUACAACCGUGCUGCUGGAGAGAUCAACUUGGUGGACUGGUUGAAACAGAUGGUGGGCAAUAGGCGCUCAGAGGAAGUGGCAGAUCCAUGCAUGGAAGUGAAGCCAACUUCGCGAGCCCUGAAGAGGGCUCUUCUGGUAGCCCUGCGGUGCGUGGACCCAGACGCUCUGAAAAGACCCAAGAUGGGCCAUGUCGUUCACAUGCUUGAGGCCGAGGAGUUUCCCUUCCGUGAUGAUCGGAAAGCUGGGUCCAGCCACCCCCGCUCCCACCGCACGGAGGCUCAAAACCAGGAGCGGUUGCUGCAACGGCUUUCUAAGGGGCAUCCAGCCGAUGUCGACAGCGAUAACUCCGUCGACGACAGCCCUGCUAACCGGAACUUCGUAAGACGCAACCGCGCGUACGAGAAUCUGGCCACCAGCUCACCUCGUCGUUACGAAGGGUGAUAGAUGGGAUGCAAUCACACGACCACAUCAAUCACAAUUCUCCAUCAACCAAUCAAUUAAUCAAUCAGUCAGGCGAGCGAGGCUAUUCUCUUUGUCGAUGAAUCAUCCCCGCUUCACUGUUGUCCGCCGUGUGCAGUUGAAGACCCGCCACCACCCGUUUCAAGUCAGCCUUCGAGAUUGACACCAUAGUUGGCCACUCAGCAAUCCAAUUCUAGGGGGUAAUGGGUAGUUGGGGGGAGGGAGGGGGAGGAAGUGUCCAGAUGUAAGUAAUAUACAUUGACUGUACUUUUAUAGGAAUCUCGGUGUCGGAGGGGGGAAAAGAGUUGGUUGUGGACUCCGUAUACAAACUUCGAGUAAUUUUACAGGCCUUUUUUGUUUUAUU